UUCAAUAUAAACUAAUCCCCACCACCCCAUUUCUUCACAUAUUCAUUUUGCAUUGAUGCUUCUGUUUUGUAUUAUCCUAUGAAGAACACACAGCUUCAACAUUUCAGGAUGAAGAUGGUCUGUGCUUUAGUCUUCAUGCUCAUGGUUAUGGUAUCCACAGUAUAUUGCAGGAUUGUUGAAUUGGUACCUUCAGAAUAUCGGGGUAAGGGACACCAUUACAAGCCUCUCAAGAUAGAGAUUGCUAGGUUUGCAACCUCGGGUUCUCCUGCCUCCAUGGGAAACCCAGAGACUUCCUCCAAAGGGCCAAGGUCCCUAGCUACAAUAUCCCAAGAAAGCUCUAUGUCGCUGGAAAAUUGUGUAAGCUAUCUGGAACUGCUUGCAGAAGAAGGAUAUGACACAGACAAUGAAAACUUUGUUCCAAAACCUUGUUGCAGAUUUUUCGAAAACCUUGGGAAUGAGGAGUCUGAGGCUUAUAUGUGUGAAAAUGUGAAAAAGAUAUUUGGAAAGUUUGGCAAUUACUAUGCAUAUGUUGAGGCAGGGCUUGGGAUUGUUGCCAAAUGCAAGAAUAAAUCUCCUGCUGCUUUUAGUUGUAAGGGACAGCAUUAAGCGUACUCUCUACAAAGAGCCAUCAGGAGAUAUAAUUAUAGCAUAUGAUAAGGAAUGAAGCGGUGAUCAUAUCAGGAGAUAUGUUUAACCUCUUUUUUCGAAUAGUCUGUACUGCUCCCUUUCAUAUCAAUAAAAUA
This is a messenger RNA of Cryptomeria japonica (Japanese cedar), 743 nucleotides long. RefSeq lists its product as uncharacterized. The record is from RefSeq and is a predicted model, not a curated record. The transcript has 2 exons. Lineage: Eukaryota; Viridiplantae; Streptophyta; Pinopsida; Cupressales; Cupressaceae. The coding region runs from base 79 to 606 and encodes 175 amino acids.